AUGUCGCUGUUACGUUUUGCUAUACUUUGCAUAAUUUUCGUUUCCCUCUUUGGUGUGCAUGAAUGCUUCCGUGGAGAAAAGAUAAAUGUACCCGCUCAUCCAUGUUACCAUACUUUAUGUGGAAGCAUGAUACGCAACUGUUAUUGCUGCCUUGGAAAAAAGUUUGAUUACUGCUCCCCAAACCAACAAAACUGUUUGUUUAGAUGCGAGGAGGUUAACCGGAUUCCAGAUUUCCCGAAGACAAACGGAGUAAGCAAAGGAUUAGGGCCCCCAAUCUAUUUAUUUUUCUUAGGACAAUUUAUUUAUUUUGUUUUAGGUUUAUAGUUUAUUUACGGGUGUUUAAUUAUAAA
Messenger RNA from Arabidopsis thaliana (thale cress), 350 nucleotides. Its product is annotated as maternally expressed family protein. The coding region runs from base 1 to 324 and encodes 107 amino acids. Gene Ontology annotation, biological process: suspensor development. The record is from RefSeq and is marked reviewed. Lineage: Eukaryota; Viridiplantae; Streptophyta; Magnoliopsida; Brassicales; Brassicaceae. Gene Ontology annotation, cellular component: membrane. The transcript is spliced from 2 exons.